This is a messenger RNA of Gigantopelta aegis, 1023 nucleotides long. RefSeq names its product syntaxin-6-like. The record is from RefSeq and is a predicted model, not a curated record. Gene Ontology annotation, biological process: Golgi vesicle transport. The transcript has 8 exons. NCBI's taxonomy places the organism in Eukaryota, Metazoa, Mollusca, Gastropoda, Neomphalida, Peltospiridae. Gene Ontology annotation, cellular component: membrane. The coding region runs from base 101 to 856 and encodes 251 amino acids.
GUCAAUAUGAACUCGCCAUUUUCGAUCUUUGGCGAGUUUAUUGUCUGAAGCAGACUGUUUUCACCAGCCACUAACCUACGAUUUCUAUGUCUAUAGCGAAAUGUCGUUAGAAGAUCCAUUUUUUGUUGUCAAAGAUGAAGUUGAGCGGGCUCUGUCUAGUGCUCGUGGCCUUUUUAACCGGUGGAAGGAGCUACAGUCGGCACCGAAUCUUGUGUCUCAUGAGGAACUCGACUGGACGACAAACGAAUUACGAAACAGUCUACGCAGUAUUGAGUGGGAUUUGGAAGAUCUAGAGGAGACAGUCAGUAUUGUGGAGAAAAAUCCGCGUAAGUUCAAGAUUGAUGAGAUGGCGGUACAGGAACGGAGAGGUUUUAUCGACAGAACCAAAUCAAAAGUUCGGGAGAUGAAAGAUCAGUUAUCUAGCCCAACUUCAAAACCACGUGAAUCAGGAGAUGCCCGUCAGUCCCUUCUGUCUUCAAAUGGUCCCAAGUACCCACAGGAUCGCUACACCCGGUUAGACAGUGAGAUGGAACGAUCGAAUCAGAGGUAUAUAGACGACACACGUCAACAGCAGCAGCUGGUGAUGCACUCUCAAGAUGACACUCUGGAACAGAUCAGCUCCAGUGUCGGGGUUCUCAAAAACAUGAGUCAGCAGAUCGGAAGUGAACUAGAAGAACAAAAUGUGAUGUUGGAUGAAUUUCACCAUGAACUUGAUAGCACAGAUUCUAGAAUGGAUACAACAAUGAAAAAAAUGGCCAAAGUUUUACACAUGUCAAAUGACCGAAGACAAUGGUGUGCAAUAUUUGUUUUAAUAUUAAUUUUAGUGAUAGUAAUUAUAUUAUUUUUUGUUCUUUGAGAAUACGUUUUUCUUAUAUAUAUUAUCACCUUCUCAUGAUCAAUUCAUUGUCAUGCCAUGUCAGUUCAUGUAAUGCUUUGAAAACCAACACUGCAAGAUCUGAUCAUUCCACAAAACAUUGCAAGAGGCUUAAAAAAAAAAAAAAAAAAAAAAAAAACGGUUACAAA